GCGCCAGUCUAGAUUGUACAAAAUAAGGAAGUAAAAUCCGGUGCAGACAUAUUGGAAGUGUUACAGCUAAGUAAUGGCUUCUGGAGGGGGGCAGAUUCCAGUUUUCUGUAAACUUUGUGAGGAGGACACCAAAAGUAAUUGGAAGUGCUUAAACUGUGACAUGUUCAUGUGUGACAAGUGUAAAGAGAAAAUUCAUGUGAAAUUCAAAUUUGCCAAGGAUCAUAAAGUUGUUUCUAUACAGGAGGUUGGGCUUCAUGCAGAAGAAAUAGAUUUUUCAAAUUUAAGUUGCAAAACCCACACAAGACAAUCAUGUGUGAUGUUUUGCAAAUCGUGUGACUGUUUAGUAUGUCCCCUAUGCAUCUCUGAAACCCAUAAUGGACAUGGUUUGGUAUCCAUUAGAGAGGGAUAUGAAAUCAGAAUGGAUAAAUUGAAGAAAAGCCAAAAGAAUAUUGGCCAUAAUAUAGAUGAGCUGAAGAAAAGAAAAGCAGAAGUUGAUGGUGUUGAAAACACUGAACAUUCAAAAUUAGAAAAUACCAUUACAGAAAUGGAAGCACAGAAAACCGCACUUAAGAAUGAAAUUGAUACACAUAUAGAUAAGUUAAAUUAUGAAAUAAUGAAAAGAUGGGAAGCGCUUCAUCAGUCUACAAAAAAAGAAGGAAAUGAAGUGACACGGCUCAUUGGGAGUCUGGAAUCCAGAAAGACAGAAGUUUAUGAAGCCAUCCAAUCAAAGGAUGCGGGAAAAGUCUUUGAGGAUGAAUUGGGGCUAGUUAAAUCAAUGAAAGCAACUCUUGCACCAUCUCGCAGAAAGUUUGAUUCUAUUCCAACAUUUCUUCCUGGACAGAUAUCUCCUUAUAACAUUGGUACAUUAGCAAAUGUUUUUACCAAUAGUGACAUCAAGAUUCGUAAACAAUUUGACACUAAAUUAUCUCAUGUUUAUUUUAUGGCAGCGUGUUCUGAAGAUACAUUGUGGAUUUCUGACUCUAAUGUACUACAUAAAGUUAAAAUAGAAAGGAAUACUAUGAAGAUAAUUGAUACAAAGGACAUUAAAAUCUAUGAUAUGGCAUGUACUCCAUCUAAAGAUCUCCUUAUAGUGUCGAAAGGAUCUGCACUUAAGGAAAUCAGUGGUGAAACAGGUGAAGUGACCAAUUCUAAGUAUGAAUUGAAAGAUUUACUGCUGUCAGCUGUUCAUGUAAGCUCAGAUGGAAAAGUCACUGUUGGUGGUUUUCAAGGGAAAUUAUGCUACCCACCUGUGGGAAGACGUGCUGUGAUCGUUAUGGAUAGAAAUGGGAAGUAUGAAACUACUUAUGAAUAUGACAAACAAGGGAAUCCUAUAUUUACAAACAUUUGUAAUAUAACCAGAACAAAGAAUGGUAACAUCUGUAUAGUAGACAGGUUAUCUAAAGAUGCCAGAGGCAGGGUGGUAAUAUUGAGUGAGGAUGGUGAUGUUCUGAAUACCUUCAAUGGCCAUCCAGAAGUAAACUACUCUUUCCAACCAAUGCAUUCAUUCACUGUCAUAUCUGAAAGUAUUAUAGUUUCAAAUUUGAGUCAUAGCAUUUUAUACUUUCUUAACAAUUCUGGAAAUUUUAUUGGAUUGUGUGACACAAAUAAAACAGGAAUAUUACAUCCAUACUCUUUUUCUAGUACAAAAGCUGGAUAUAUCUACAUUGGAUGUACAACACCAGAAGGCAGUAGUGAUAACGCCAAAAUAUAUGAAGUGAAUAUUUUGUGAGUUAGAAACAUUUCAGUUAAUUUGAUGAAAUAUAGAGUCUUUUGAUAGUAAUAUGUAAUGCUUCUGUCUUGUAAUAUGCCAAAAUUAACAUUUUUGCAAAAUAACAAGUUCACCAAAAAUAGAUCUAGUAAGCUCAAUGCUUAAAUGGUUCAACUUAUUUGUUGAUUACUUUUUCUUGAAGUCCUAGAUAGAGAAGCUUUUGCCAUAAUUUGGCCACUAUUAUUUCUUUCCAUUGUAUUGUCCAGGAUUGAUCAUGUUGAUGUCAAAUUUCUGAAAUUACAUUCCUAGUAAUGUUAUGAUGUUGUAAUUAUUAUGUUUAUUUAGCUUGGCCUAAUUUGUUUUGUGUGGCCUUAUAGUUGUUUACAAAAUAAUGUUAUAACUGUGCAGUUUAGAAAUCACUGGAACAUUCAUAGAUACUGAUGGAAUGAUUUGAACUUUCUAUUUGACUUGCAUAAUGAUUCCCGAAUGAUCAUAAUCUACGAUGUGUAAUUUUAACUUUUAUCGUAUUCCAGAACUAGUAGAAGUUUCCGUUCUAUAAUUUUCUAGGAGUUUCCAUUCUACAGUGUUCUAGAGGUUUCCGUAACAGCUAUAUAUACCGAAACCGAUAUUAGACUUAUCAGACAUUAAUAUACUUGAAUUCUUAGAAGUUCUCUGGAGUUGUGGGAUUGACAUUUUUAUUUACGUUAACUACAUCAUACUAGAUUGAAAACUUAUUGGACAUAUUCGAUAACAGUUAAGAGAAGAAUUCCGGAUAAAGAAAAGACAAAGGAUCGGACUUAAAUUUUUACAGUUGAGUUGACAUUUCAAUUUGUAUAAUAUUUCUUGUAAACUUGUGUAUAAUAAAUCUUGUUAAAUUUUA
Mytilus californianus (California mussel) is the source of this 2588-nucleotide messenger RNA. RefSeq lists its product as uncharacterized. Lineage: Eukaryota; Metazoa; Mollusca; Bivalvia; Mytilida; Mytilidae. The record is from RefSeq and is a predicted model, not a curated record. The transcript has a single exon. Bases 74 to 1729 code for a protein of 551 amino acids. Gene Ontology annotation, molecular function: zinc ion binding.